GCGAGCAGCUGCGCGAUGAUGAUAAUUAUGGGCCGCGAAAAGGGCAUGCAAAUAAUACAGUGAUACGAAAAUAAUUAUGCAUGCAAUACAGUGUGGCGCAAUAAUACUCUCCAAUCCCGAGACCGUGAUCUUGUACAAUUCGUUCGACACGGACGAUGCGCGCUGCGUGUGUACACCCUCGUCGAAUGCGAGCAACCGCGCGCAGAAGAGCUCUAGAAACAGCGAUUGCGCGAGCCACUGCACCUGCCGCCUAUCAUCGAGCCACCGCCAUUCGCCAACGGCCAAGUGCUGGGCGCAGGUGCAUGUGAGUCGCGUUGGCAGCCCCCAACGGCCUCCAUCCACCCUCCCAAACGCCCCUCGGGAAUGCCGAGCAGCGCCGCGAUACGCGUGGAGGGCGGCGCGAUGCGCGUGGAGGGCGGCGACCGCGGCCUUCCCGACACGAAGCGCUUCCUGGCGCUGCUGGAGACGCUGCGAGCCGGCGUCCCCCCGCCCACCGACGCCACGGCGUGUGACUACAGCGAGCGCCACGAGCUGUCGCUGGCAGCCGCGCUCUUUGAUUGGUCGCAGCCGCUGCUGGUAACCAGAGCGCCGGGCCGCCUGGAUGUUAUGGGCGGCAUCGCCGACUACUCGGGCUCACUCGUGCUCCAGAUGCCCAUAGCAGAGGCAUGCCACGUCGCCAUUCAAAUCACCCGUGCACCACCGCCUCACCACCCUCUCUCUCCCCCCUCCUCCUCCGCCCCCUCUCCCUCCCCCCCCUCGCUCCGCAUCGUCUCCCUCUCUGCGUCGGCCAAUCACCGCCUUCCCUCCGUCUCCCUGCCCCUCGCGCGCCUCCUCCCCGGCCUCCACGCCUCUCCCCCCAUGUCGCCCACCCGCGCCUCCCCCUGCGCCAUUGACUACGAAGCCGCUCACGUGCUGCUGGCAGGGGGAGCAGCGGGGAGAGGGGGGCGGGAAGGGGCAGUGGCCGAGCGGUCACGAGAGCCACGGGGGCAAGGGGGAGGGGAGGGCGCAGGGAACGAUGCGAGAGAGGGGGGAGGGGAGCAGGGGCCAGAAGGCGGGAUGGGGGAUGCGCGGUGGGCGGCGUAUGUGGCGGGGGCGCUGGUGGUGCUGGCGAGGGAGAGAGAGGCGGAGCUGAGGCAGGCGUGGAUGGGGGGAGGGCGAGAGGAGGGCAGCGUGGCGGGGGUGGCAAUGCUGGUGGCGUCAGCGGUGCCCGAGGGCGUGGGCGUGGCGUCGUCAGCGGCGGUGGAGGUGGCGGCCAUGAUGGCGCUCGUCAACGCGCUCCGCUUGAGCAUCAACCCCUGGGAUGUCGCCAGGAUGUGCCAGAUUGUGGAGAACAGCGUGGUGGGCGCGCCGUGCGGCAUCAUGGACCAGAUGGCUGCAGCCCUCGCGCGCCCCGCCUCGCUGCUCGCGCUGCUGUGCCGCCCCGCGCGCAUGCAGGGCUGCCUGCCGCUGGCCGCGCACGUGGCGCUUUGGGGCAUCGACUCGGGGGCGCGGCACUGCGUGGGGGGCGUGGGGUACGGCGCGGUGAGGGCGGCGGCUUUCAUGGGGCUCACGCUUGUCAACGCGGGGCGGGAGGCGAGCAGCAAGGACGUCGAUGGAGUGAUCCCCGCUGCACCGCCUCGUCAUGCCGCAUCCAGCGCCACUAGCAAGCUCUCCUGCCUAUGCGAGCUGGACCCGCAUAGCCUGCCUGGCGUGGAGCCUCUGCUGCCGCCCGCCAUGCUCGGUGCGGCCUUCCUCGCCCGCCACUCGUCACACGGUGACCGUGCCACCGCCAUCUCGCCCGCGCUGCCGUACCCUGUGCUCGCUGCCACCCGCCACCCCGUGCAUGAGCACUUCCGCGUGCGCUGCUUCCGCGCUCUGCUGGGGGGGGAUAGCCAUGCGAGCUACACGGCGUGCGGGCUGGGGUCGGCUCCCACCGACCUCAUAAUUGACCUCGUGAAGACACACAUGGGGCCGCAGGGGCCGCUGUGGGGCGCCAAGAUCACGGGGGGUGGCAGUGGCGGCACCGUGUGUGUGCUGGGGGACAGCACGCCUGCCGCCCAGGCCGCUGUGGAGGACGUGUGUGCGCGCUUUGCCACGGCCACGGGCCAUCGCCCGCACCUCUUCCACGGCUCCUCGCCCGGCGCUGCUCACUUUGACCACCUCGUCGUGCGCCCGCCUUGAAGCCGUUGCUCACACAGCGUGGACUGCCUUUUUUAUCUGUGACUUCUGCUACGGCACUGGGGAACACGAAUGUUAGGGCAAACUCCUAUGAACAGGGAUCCGGAUCAGACUCAUGCAGGACUGUCCGGUGCAAUGGAAGGUUGGAAUUGCGCUUCAGAGGGGUUCAAUCCAGGCCCUCAGAUUCGUUUUAGGCCACGCUGAUUGAUCAGUGUCAAUCUCAAAAAACACCCUGAAAAUCAGUUUUUGGCAGUGGUUUUCUUACUGGAUGGCCCUGGUUCUUUCACUUUCAAG
Closterium sp. NIES-67 is the source of this 2451-nucleotide messenger RNA. The record is from the annotation of a GenBank genome assembly. NCBI's taxonomy places the organism in Eukaryota, Viridiplantae, Streptophyta, Zygnematophyceae, Desmidiales, Closteriaceae.